UUAUUUCCAUCCCUUUAUAUAAACAAAUACUGGCUAUAUAAGCGCACUCGGUCUGGUAGUUCUAUGUCUGCAUUACCAUCGCCACUAUGUCAGUACGUACACUGCAAGCUGUCCUGGUUGUACUAGCUGUGGUCGCUGUGCUGCAGGUAGCAGCUCGUGACGAUUCUUCCUCCCGAGAGUUCAGACAUGGUGGCAAGCACCAGAAAGAUAAGCCUUGCAGACUGGCAUGUCCAUUUGGCCAAGUAGUGGACAAAAGACGCUGUCGGUGUCUAGCCCCGUUUCCAAAUAUCAUCAGAGUACAAUGUCCACCCUUGGUAUGUCCAAGCGUCUGCAGUUCAGGGGCGGUAAUUACAACUCAGAGCAACGGAUGCAAAGUUUGCAAGUGCGGCGCACAGAAGGUGUGUCCACCCGUACUGUGCAGAAUGGGCUGCCCAAACGGUUGGGCUAAGGGCGAAGACGGCUGUGACCAGUGCCGGUGUAAGGCGCCAUCAAGACAGAAUGUCUGCCCACCUGUCUUGUGCAGCAGCAUAUGUCUCUACGGCUAUCUCAGUGACAACAAUGGCUGUCGUACCUGCAGAUGUAACACUGACCCGGGUCCGAUGGCAUCAUAAAGUAACUUUUCUAUCACAGCAAAAGUAAUUUUUUUUUUUAUUUGAUUCACAUUUUCAAUUUUUAAAAUGUUCUGCUGGUAAAAUGGAUUCUGUUUUCAUAGUUUUCUUUUGGCAAUAAAGAAAAGUACGUUAAAUGUUCUUUCUAUGCUGUUUAUUCUAGUGAAAGUAUUAUUCUUCGUAAACAUGUUGUUACAUUAACUGUGGUCUGAAACUCUUUUUAAGUACCUGUAUAGCUUCAAACAGUUGCUUAGAUGAGCCAGGAGAACUAAAGACUUAGUAAAGUGACACUCUAACAAGGGAAGCAUAAACAUUACUUUAACAAAAAACAAAGCUUAUACAAAGUGUUAUUGUAUCAA
Molecule: messenger RNA, 967 nt
Organism: Biomphalaria glabrata
Lineage: Eukaryota; Metazoa; Mollusca; Gastropoda; Planorbidae
Product: antistasin-like
Exons: 2
Coding region: 87-611 (174 amino acids)
Molecular function (GO): serine-type endopeptidase inhibitor activity
Source: RefSeq, a predicted model, not a curated record